Messenger RNA from Strongyloides ratti, 1245 nucleotides. RefSeq names its product tRNA pseudouridine synthase A, mitochondrial. Lineage: Eukaryota; Metazoa; Nematoda; Chromadorea; Rhabditida; Strongyloididae. Gene Ontology annotation, cellular component: nucleus. Gene Ontology annotation, molecular function: RNA binding; pseudouridine synthase activity. The transcript has 2 exons. The record is from RefSeq and is a predicted model, not a curated record. Gene Ontology annotation, biological process: tRNA pseudouridine synthesis; mRNA pseudouridine synthesis. Bases 1 to 1245 code for a protein of 414 amino acids.
AUGCCAAGUCAUUUAAAUAAAAAUUCUAAAAAUGAAAAUAAUCUUCAUAAAGUAAUUUCUGGAAAAGUAGAAAAACCUUCUAUAGAAACAAAUGAAAUUGUUAAAGUUAUUGAACAACAAAAAGAUAGGAAACCUGUAGUACGGAAAUAUGCUAUGUUAUUAGCUUAUCAAGGAAAAAAUUAUUUUGGAAUGCAGAUUCAAAAAGAUCAAUGUACUAUUGAACAAAAGAUAUUUGAAGGUCUUUAUAAAUGUGGUUUUAUAACAGAACAACAAAAAAAUGAUCCAUAUAGUUUUUAUUUCCAACGAGCUGCAAGAACUGAUAAAGCUGUUUCUGCUGUUAAACAAACAUGUUCAAUGUUUUUACCUAGAGAUCACAAUGUGCAGGUUGAUGGGCAUGUAAAAAUGAAUGAACAUAUGCCAUCAGACAUUAAAAUUCUUGGUUUUCGUUUAGCAACUAAAAGUUUUCAUUCUCAAAAAGAUUGUAGUUCAAGAACUUAUUCUUAUACAGUUCCUUCAUAUACUUUUGCUCCAUUAAAUGAAUUAACAAAUGAUAAUUAUAGAAUUACAGAAGAAAGAAUAAAAGAAAUAGACGAAAUUCUUUCCAUAUACAAAGGUACUCAUAAUUUUUAUAAUUAUACAAGUAAACGUGAUAGUGGCGAUAAAAGUUGUUGGAGAUAUAUAAUCAAUUUUUAUACAGGAAAGCCAUUUAUUUAUAAGGAUUCACUUCACGAGAAAGACCAUGAAUUUAUAACAUUAUAUAUUCAGGGUCAAAGUUUUAUGCUUCAUCAAAUAAGAAAAAUGGUUGGAAUGGUUAUUGCAGUUUUAAGAGGAUUUACUUUUAAAAGUGAAAUUCAAAGAUCUUUUGAAACUGAACGUAUGGAUAUACCAAAAGCUCCAGGACUAGGACUUGUUCUUGAAAAAGUUCAUUAUACUAGCUAUGAUAAAAAAUGGAAAAAUAGCCAUCCAACAUUAGAUGACUGGGGUGAAGAAAUUGAACAAGAAGUGGAAAAAUUAAAAACAACUCUAGUGUAUAAAGAAAUUCUUGAUACAGAAUGUUUUAAAUUUAAUAUGAUGCAAUGGUUAAGUGAUAUGGAUAAACAUACUUUCUCAACUGAUCCAACGUUAGAAUGUACUGUUGAUAAAGAUCUUACUGGUAUUCAAAAGGCAAGGAUUCUUUUAGAAGGUAAUUCUGAGACCAUCAAGGAUCCAAUUAAUUCUGAAAAAGUAGAAACCAAUGCUUGUUAA